Triticum aestivum (bread wheat) is the source of this 3083-nucleotide messenger RNA. RefSeq names its product cysteine-rich receptor-like protein kinase 6. Lineage: Eukaryota; Viridiplantae; Streptophyta; Magnoliopsida; Poales; Poaceae. The record is from RefSeq and is a predicted model, not a curated record. Bases 683 to 2872 code for a protein of 729 amino acids. The transcript has 6 exons. Gene Ontology annotation, biological process: protein phosphorylation. Gene Ontology annotation, molecular function: protein serine/threonine kinase activity; ATP binding. Gene Ontology annotation, cellular component: plasma membrane.
GAUGAUGUGAGGUGGCGAGCAUGUUGCAGCGCCGAGGCACCGCACCAACGCUACUGCAAGGAUGAGGACGCCGGUGUUGGGCAAGGACAACCUGUUUUGCAAUGGAGCAACUCGUAGCAACGGAUAUGCCGAGAAGAAGGCGAGGAGGAAUCUAUGCUGGUGGGAAAACUCAAUCCAAUGGCUAUAGGCCGCAAGGAGCAAUGCUACACAUACAGGUAAUUACAGGCAAAGUUUAAUUACAAGCUGAGUUGGCUUAACAAAUUUGGUAGAAGAAGAGUGAGGCGAGACUAUCUUGGGUAGAAAUCAGAGGGGUCCGAAGAGAUUUAAGAAAAUGCCCCGUAAAUGCCUGUAAAAACCCGUACUUUUAGGAUUAUUGGGCCGAAGAUAUGACUGUUGCGGAGCAAUCUGCUUACACCUAGCAUGGACAUAAGAAAAAUACUACCACCAUUGUGACGUUUUUGGUAGACUAGAACAGAGGAAGUAACAUUUAGGAGAGCGUGAUAAAACCACACAAUUUUCUCCUGUGGUACAUGAAUAUACUGACAGCUUCGAAGAGUGGGUCCCGCGCGUCAUUCACGGCUCAAACUAAUUCUUCAGCACGUUGCAAGUCAAAGCCGUGACCACCUUGGCCUCUCUUCUUCUUCUUUAACGGUGACCACGCCGGAGAUUUUCCGCGACAACCAUGGCGACGCGCCACCGCACGUUCUACCGCCUCGCCGCCACAAUCCUCAUUGCGUUCCUCCUCACACCACUGGCCGCGGCGCAGCCGCCGUGGCAGAUCUGCGGCAAGAGCGGCAACUAUGCGGCGAACGACACCUACCAAUCCAACAUCCGGCAGCUCUCCGCCACCCUCCCCAAGAACGCCUCCGCCUCCCGGACGCUUUUCGCCACCGGCAGCGUCGGCUCCCUACCGGACAUCGCCUACGCCCUCGCGCUCUGCCGCGGCGACGGCAACGCCUCCGCCUGCGAGGCCUGCGUCACCACCGCCUUCCAGGACGCGCAGCAGCUCUGCGCCUUCAACAAGGACGCCACCGUCAUCUACGACCCCUGCUACCUCCGCUUCUCCAACCAGAACUUCCUCGCCACCACCAGCAACGACAACCUCAUCGGCCUCAAGAACUCGCAGAGCGUGAGCUCGCCGGUGGACGUGUUCGACGCCGCCGUCCAGACACUCCUCAACGCCACCGGGGACUACGCGGCGGCAAACUCGUCCAGGCGGUUCGCCACGGGGGAGGAGGGCUUCGACACCAGUAACCCCACCAUCUACGGGCUCGUGCAGUGCACGCCCGACAUGUCACCGGCCGACUGCCGGAGCUGCCUCGGAGACAUAAUUACGCGGAUGCCGCAGCGUCUCAGCGGGAGCAUAGGCGGGAGGUUGAUUGGGGUGCGGUGCAAUUUCAGGUACGAGGUGGUCCCUUUCUUCUCCGGGAGCCCGACGCUGCGAUUGCCGGCACCUCCAGCGCCGCCGGCUCCUCCUCCUGCGCCUGUUAACGUGACGCCGACGGCGACCCCAGGAGGAAAAUCGGCAAAUAAUGUUCUGGCUAUUGUGCUGCCUAUCGUUGCCGCAAUUCUUGCUAUCACUACCGUUUGUCUCUGUUAUUUGAGGAGGAGGAGGAGGAGAAUACCAGCGAGGAGUAAGCUACCACAUGAUUCGACUAAUCAUGAAGACAUAGAUAGCAUUGAUUCACUUAUCAUUGAUCUAUCAACCUUACGUGGUGCGACGGGUAACUUUGCUGAGGCAAAUAAGCUUGGUGAAGGAGGAUUUGGUGCAGUUUAUAAGGGAGAACUUCCUGAUGGUCAAGAAAUAGCUGUGAAGAGGCUCUCCAGGAAUUCAGGGCAAGGAAUAGGGGAGCUCAAGAAUGAGCUUGUUUUGGUCGCCAAGCUUCAGCAUAAGAAUCUUGUCAGGCUUGUUGGCGUAUGCUUGCAAGAGCAUGAGAAACUGCUUGUGUACGAAUACAUGCCCAAUAGAAGCAUUGACACCAUUCUUUUUGGUACUAAUUCCGAUCAUUAUUUCAGCAAUAGCAUAACAACUACUAAAGCCAAGCAUUGCAUGGAAAAAUCCGAAGGAAUUAUUUUGUCCAAACACUUGGGUGUUGGAAAACUGAACUUUACUCAUUCACGGUUUCUUGUUCAAAUGCCAGAUCCGGAGAGAAGAAAGGAGCUAGACUGGGGAAAGAGAUUAAAGAUAAUAAAUGGGAUUGCUAGAGGAUUGCAGUAUCUUCAUGAAGAUUCACAGCUGAGAAUAAUCCACCGGGACCUUAAAGCUAGCAAUGUUCUGUUAGACUCUGAUUACACUCCGAAGAUUUCAGACUUCGGCUUGGCAAGGCUAUUUGGAGCAGAUCAAUCACGGGAGGUCACAAACCGUGUUGUUGGAACAUACGGAUACAUGGCCCCGGAGUAUGCAAUGCGCGGUCACUAUUCUAUAAAAUCGGACGUCUUCAGCUUUGGCAUUUUGAUGUUAGAAUUUGUGACCGGACGACGAAGCAGUGGCUCCUUUAACUUCGACGAGUCUGUAGACCUCUUAAGUCUAAUAUGGGAGCAUUGGAGCACGGGGACAAUGUCAGAGAUCAUAGACUCAUCUCUGAGAAGUCAUGCACCAGGUGACCAGAUGGUGAAGAUUAUUCACAUCGGGCUGCUCUGCGUUCAAGAUAACCCAGCUGAUAGGCCCAUGAUGUCGACAGUAAAUGUCAUGCUUAGCAGUAACACUGUGUCUCUCCAGUCUCCAUCCAAGCCAUCAUUUUUCAUCGCCAAGAGCGGCACAUACUCAACUCCAUACUCGGGGUCGUCAUACCCUACGGCUUCUCAGUCGAUCGCUAAGUCAGCUAUGGCGUCCCCAAAUGAAGUUUCAAUCACAGAGCUUGAACCAAGAUGAGGGAAGGAUUGCAAAGGAUAGUCGGUUUGUUAUCAUCAUCUUAUGAAGGCCCUAGUACAUUUCUGCUGCUGCAUUUUUGGAGUGAAUUGCAAAAAACAUCGACACUUCAGGCUAGGUUUGCAGGUACCACACAUAUACGAAAUUGUGCCAAAAAGCACUAAUUUUUUUCAUAAUUUUUUGCAAAAAACACUAGUUGCUUGUUUGGACCGUU